UGUUUGUUACAUAGCCAUUGAGAGUUUAUGAUACCCCAGCAGUAGCUCAGAGUGGCGUAGCUAUGUGAAGCUCCAUGUGUCUCGAUCAGUCGAAUACUGGAAUUCUGUGCAUCCUCGCAGUCGGCGAUGAAAGCAGGCGAGUCGGACUUUCCGUUGCAAAUCAAUGCGGGUGAUCCAUUUGUACAGGACCGAGCUACCGAUGCGCCGUAGCUUCCAAGCACUCCUCAAGCCACCGUUUCGCUCCUCCGAGCGACUCUGUAGACGCUGUAUUUUCCCCAAUGUCUCGCAGCCAGGGCACACCCUUCUCUCUUGCUGGAUCGCCUUCGUCUGUAUAACACAAAACUGGUCGCCCGCGAACAGUUAUGUGUUUGCAGCUCGGAUCGGGAGGUUCAAAUUCGAGACGACCUUCCUCGAUCAUUCGACCAAGUUUACCUUCGGGAAAUUCGUGUGGUCUUAUGUCUCUGGGACUGAUCCAGAGGGUCUUCCAGAACGUUAUAUGGCUGUCAAGGUGAUCGGAGUGCGAAUAAUGUAUUUGUCUGACACCAAUUUUGAGCCUAAUCUCGUACCUGUCCAACGUCUUAGUUUUUUCUGUAUCUUGCUCGUCGAAAACAAGCUGACACAGAUGGCAGAACUUGGCUUGUUCCUUUAUCUUGUCCAGAGUCGAGUGUACGUAACCCCCCUCAGCCGUCAAGGACUCGAUAUUGACUCCUUGGCAUUUGCCGCAUAGAGUGCCCGAGUCGAAAGGAACCUUGCUGACAUUUUCGCUGCGUUUU
This is a messenger RNA of Macroventuria anomochaeta, 773 nucleotides long. RefSeq lists its product as uncharacterized. The coding region runs from base 164 to 727 and encodes 187 amino acids. The transcript has a single exon. The record is from RefSeq and is a predicted model, not a curated record. Lineage: Eukaryota; Fungi; Ascomycota; Dothideomycetes; Pleosporales; Didymellaceae.